AGUGCGACGCGCGACAGGCCGCUGCGGUUGCUAAAUACUACAGCCAAUCAGAGCACCGGACGGGAAUAACUCCCCGCAUUUUUACGUAAUCCGACCAAUAAAACAAUUAUCGUUUGAUUAAGAAUUGCUCCGGCGAGUCGCGUCUUUCAACGUCUGGUGUUUUUGAGGAAAAGGAAGUAUUUUGUGCUGCCAAAGGAAAGCUUUCGCAUUACCAAUAAGCAAAUAGCACGGUGAGUUUUCUUAAUCAGCGUCCAACUAUAAAGGCUGGUCUUCAGUCGGUCUGCUGCUGGCUGCUAGGUUUGUUUUCUCCUUGAUGAAGUUUCCGAAGCUGUAGAUCAUUAUAAUAGGCUGGAUCCAUGUCUUUUCUGCGCUGGGUGUCCGAGAAGCUGAGCGUGGAGAGCCUAAGAGAUCUGGAGCUAUUCGGAGAGCAAACUCAGGGAAGCUCUCACAGGAAAGCCCAUGAAGACAGCAGUGAGUCCCUGACUUCUUUCCCACACCGGGGCACCAUGAGCAGCUUCAUGCCUGACAGCUCUGCCUACGAGCUCCUCACCGUCAUCGGCAGGGGGCUAGAAGACCUCAUGACGGUGAACCUAGCCAGGUAUCGGCCCACGGGCGAGUAUGUGGCCAUCCGCCGCAUCAACCUGGAGUCCUGCACCAACGACAUGGUCAGCUACCUGGAGGGAGAGCUUCAUGUGUCCAGGCUGUUCCACCACCCAUGCAUAUUGCCCUACAGGAGUGUCUUCAUAGCAGAGAAUGAGCUGUGGGUGAUUACCCCCUUCAUGGCCUACGGCUCAGCACGAGAUCUGAUCAGCAACCACUUCACGGAGGGCAUGAGCGAGCAGGCCAUAGCCUACAUCUUACUGGGCGUCCUUAGGGCACUGGACUACAUCCACCACAUGGGAUACGUGCACCGGAGCGUGAAAGCCAGCCACGUGCUGGUGUCCGCAGACGGUCAGGUCUACCUGUCCGGCCUGCGCAGCAUCUUCAGCCUGAUCCGGCACGGGCAGCGGGCGCGUGUGGUGCACGACUUCCCCCAGUACAGCGUCAAGGUGCUGCCCUGGCUCAGCCCGGAGGUCCUGCAGCAGAACCUGCAGGGGUAUGACUCCCGCUCCGACAUCUACAGCCUGGGCAUCACGGCCUGCGAACUUGCCAACGGGCACGUGCCCUUCAAGGACAUGCCAGCCACGCAGAUGCUGUUGGAGAAGCUGAACGGCACCGUCCCCUGCCUGCUGGACACCAGCACCAUCCCCCCUGAGGAGCUCAGCAUGAAGCCAUCCCGCUCAGGCGCCGACUCGGGCAUCUGCGAGGGCUCCGGGGCCCGGCACGCCAACGGGGAGCCCUCCUCCUCCUCAUCGGGGGCCCAUCCUUACAACCGCACCUUCAGCCCCCACUUCCACGGCUUCGUCGAGCUGUGCCUGCAGCGGGACCCUGCCAAACGGCCCUCUGCUAGUGCCCUUCUUGGUCACUCCUUCUUCAAGCAGAUUAAGCAUCGCCCAUCCGAGUCCAUCCUCGAGCUGCUCCAGCCCGUGAUGCCCAUCGGUAGUGUCGAGGGCGCCCAACCGGCCGACUCCCUGCCCGGCUUUGCCAGCCUGGAGUCCAGCCUCAGCCACCUAGACGUGGACGACUGGGAUUUCUGACAGCAGGGGCCAUUUCCUUCUCCCUGUUUAUUUUUUUUUCUUUUAAAUAAGGAAAAACCUCCGGACUUUCAGACACGGUAAGGGCUUCUCCCUCUGUCCGUCCGGAGGCCAUCGUGGGAUGUACUGCUCUACCAGCUCUAACCUUCAGGUCUGCCAGUAUCCUCUGAGGCUGGUGUCGGCAGUGAACUCGCUGAGGCCUGGCCUCGUACCACCUGCUCCAAGCCAAGAGCGGUGAGACGUCUCCUCUUCUCGUGUCAAAGUAAAAGCCCUGUCACGGUGUCAUGUGUUGACCAUCUCUUCUCACUCCUUUGGACUUCGGUAAAGGUCUCAGCCAAAUUGGGACUUAAGUCAGGUGUGUGUCAACUUUGCACAGCAUUUGUGCUUGGGCUGCCUAAGUAAGUCUUAAAAUAGAGCCUCAUUGGACAGCUAAAGGUAGCUGCUAUGAGGGAUCUUCGGGGGGGGGGGGGGAUCCUUUCCGUUUGUGGUCUGUUCACAGAAUAGCAGUGUGCUUCAACUUCUGCUCUUUCAGCACAAAGUAUUCAAACCUCCAUCUUGAAACCCAUUUUGAAGGAGACAGUUUGGGUACAGCGUUGGGUACAAUGGGAUUACAUUACAGAAUGAAAACCUGUUUUUUUUUUUUUUGCCUUGUUGAAAGUAAAGCUUGUAUCUGAUUAAAGAUGUUGCUGAAA
Molecule: messenger RNA, 2326 nt
Organism: Brienomyrus brachyistius
Lineage: Eukaryota; Metazoa; Chordata; Actinopteri; Osteoglossiformes; Mormyridae
Gene: strada
Product: STE20 related adaptor alpha
Exons: 14
Coding region: 357-1637 (426 amino acids)
Biological process (GO): protein phosphorylation
Molecular function (GO): ATP binding; protein serine/threonine kinase activator activity; protein kinase activity
Source: RefSeq, a predicted model, not a curated record